Messenger RNA from Rhodamnia argentea, 2072 nucleotides. RefSeq names its product probable aquaporin NIP5-1. Bases 729 to 1613 code for a protein of 294 amino acids. Gene Ontology annotation, cellular component: membrane. The record is from RefSeq and is a predicted model, not a curated record. NCBI's taxonomy places the organism in Eukaryota, Viridiplantae, Streptophyta, Magnoliopsida, Myrtales, Myrtaceae. The transcript is spliced from 4 exons. Gene Ontology annotation, molecular function: channel activity. Gene Ontology annotation, biological process: transmembrane transport.
CGUAGGGAAAACACCAUCUCCUUCACCCACCAUCAUCAUCUUCUUCUUCUUCUUCUUCUUCUUCUUCUUCCUCAGUUGCACAGCCAUGAGAUCUCUCAGCCCUUGCAGUUAGUCUCGUCCUUUCGAAGCUGGGUCCGGCGGUUUCCUCAGUUCCUUGAGAUCGGCUCCAUAAAAACCUGCAGAUCAUGUAAGAGUUCGUCGCAUCAACCCAGAAUUCUGCAAAACCCAAAUCUUGAAAACCCUCAGGAUAAAAAAAAGAGAGUUUCCUCACUUCUUGUUCAUGGUACAGUGGGGCUCUCUGUCUGUCUGUUCGUAGUCUAAAGUGGCUCGUUUCAUUUCUCCAAUCAUUCCUUAGAGACACAUUUAGAAAAACCUGCACAGCAUGUAAUACCUGCCCUUUCUUACCUCUCACUCCAGGACCCCCAAAAAAAAAAAAAAAUCGUAAUUAUUGUCACUGCCCUAGUCAUGAUUUGAGCGCAGUCUUGGUGUUUAGUGUGGUGAGAAUCCUGGAGAAGAUCGAGACGAAAGUGUGAGGACAGCCUCAUAAAAGCCUACGAAUCAUGUAACAGUCUCCUCUGUCUGUCUCGCUCUCUCUCGCUCUAUCUUGUUCCAAGCUAUCCUCUCCCACCCCAAAAAAAAAAAAAACCCAAAAAUAUUUUUUCACUUUUGCUAUCUCUAGCCGUGUUAUUUGGUUAAAUUCCAAAAAAAAAAAAAAAGACAAGAAAGAAAUGCCAGAAUCGCCAACAGCAGCAUCAGCGCCGGCGACGCCGGGGACGCCGGCGCCACUGUUCCCAGGGAUGAGGGUGGACUCGCUGUCGUACGACAGGAAGUCAAUGCCGCGCUGCAAGUGCCUCCCGGUGAACGCUCCCACGUGGGGCGAGCCCCACACGUGCUUCACCGAUUUCCCCGUUCCGGACAUCUCUCUCACACGCAAGGUUGGAGCUGAAUUUGUGGGAACCUUCAUCCUGAUAUUCGCGGCAGCGGCCGGGUCAAUUGUGAACCAGAAGUACACCGGCUCCGAGACGCUGAUUGGCAGCGCGGCGUGCGCGGGGCUCGCGGUGAUGAUCAUCAUCCUGUCGACCGGCCACAUCUCGGGAGCUCACCUGAACCCCUCCCUCACCAUCGCCUUUGCGGCCCUCCGCCACUUCCCUUGGGUCCACGUCCCCGCCUACAUCGCCGCCCGGGUCUCGGCCUCGAUUUGCGCUUCGUUCGCUCUCAAGGGCGUCUUCCACCCGUACAUGGCGGGCGGCGUCACUAUCCCUUCCGUCAGCCAUGGCCAAGCCUUCGCGCUCGAGUUUCUAAUCACUUUCAACCUCUUGUUCGUCGUCACCGCCGUCGCCACCGACACUCGCGCGGUUGGAGAGUUGGCGGGUAUAGCUGUUGGAGCCACGGUUAUGCUCAACAUUCUUGUUUCGGGGCCAGCUAGCGGCGGCUCGAUGAACCCAGUUCGCACCCUAGGCCCGGCCGUGGCGGCCGGGAACUACAGAGCCCUGUGGAUCUACCUGGUGGCCCCGACGCUCGGAGCUCUGGCCGGAGCCGGCACCUACACGGUUGUCAAGCUCCGGGACGACGAGGCCGACCCGCCCCGCCCGGUCCGGAGCUUCCGGCGCUAGAGAGGAGGCGCCUCUCUUGCGUCCCCCCGCCCGCCCAUUGAGAGACCGCUCCAUUCACUAUCAUGGGCAUGUUGGUGGGUGAGGAAGAAUCGAUGGUGUGAGAUAAAAAGUGUCUUCAAAAAAGAGAAAAAGUUCAAAAAAGAAAAGGUUUUUAAUGUAAGUUUGAGAGCGAGGUAUGGAUGUGACCGAAAGUCCACGCUCUAUAGUUUGGGAAUGUUUGUGCUUGAAUAAAGUUUGCUGGGCACCGCAGCUGGAUCGUGAGCGCGGGUGGACCCAUGGGAACUCACUGAGUCACUGACUCGGAUUCGAUGUGUGUGUGUGGGUGUGUGUUUUUUUUUUUAAAUAUUUCAGUGUGGUUUGUCUUCUACCGAGAGCUCUGGUGUCUUUGGCUCAUUCCCUUUGUGUUAUAAAUAAUAAUAAAAAGUGGGAGUCGCACGUGUGUGUGAUUAUUCGUGUGUA